AUGGGCCUGCGCGAGCCAGCCCAGCAGCCGGACCGACCGAAGGUGAAAAAGAAGCUAGCAAACGGUGAAUAUGUUGUUAUAACGAGGAAUGGGAGAAUAUUUGUAUUUAAUAAAGAAACCGGCAAAAGCAGAUGGGACAUACCGGACGAUCCAGAGCUUAUUUUGCUGGUAGCCAAGGCUCGCGGGUUCAAGGAAAGUGAAGCCACCGAUAUCCAGACGGAAUCAGCCAGCGGGAGUGCAAGCUUUGAGUCUGAAUCAAAUAUUGAAGCCGAUAUCCAGUCUGAGCUGCAAGAUGUUGUGGAUAGUGGACCUAUACAAACGAUUGAGAUUAUUUCAGACGACGAGUCUGAUCUCGAUUUGUCCGACUUUGAAACAGCAGAAAACCCCGAUUCUUUCAAGCAGAUGCUUGAUGAGAAAAGGCUCAAUCCGUUCAAAAGUUGGGAAUUUCACCGUGACAGUCUUGUGGAUGAGCCAGGCUAUAUGGAAUUGGAGUCGAACAGCAGAAGACAGCAGGUGUAUGACGAAUGGGCACUGACUCGCAAGACUAGUGUAGAAACACCAACAGAUCAAUUUCUGGAUCUUGUGCAUCGCGAAAGUAACCCUAAUCGAUUCUAUAUCCAAUUCAAACGGUUGUUUCGCGCGCUGCCUGAGUUUGAUGUGCCAAUGCCUGACAAGGUCAAAGAACAGCUCUAUCGCGAAGAUUCUUAA
Messenger RNA from Wickerhamiella sorbophila, 708 nucleotides. RefSeq lists its product as hypothetical. The record is from RefSeq and is a predicted model, not a curated record. Bases 1 to 708 code for a protein of 235 amino acids. The transcript has 2 exons. NCBI's taxonomy places the organism in Eukaryota, Fungi, Ascomycota, Dipodascomycetes, Dipodascales, Trichomonascaceae. Gene Ontology annotation, molecular function: protein binding.